GGCCCCAUGACGUCAGCACGCUGGUCUGACGUCGGACGGACGUUCCGGCGGCGGUGUCGGUCACCAUGGAGGCGGUGUGACUGCACUUGCUGAAGGUCACCAGUACUUACAGGUGUUGUAUCACAUUUGACAUAUAUUUCGUGACCCUAAGCAGCAGAACACAUGAAGUAUGUUUAACCUGAUGUGUGGCUUGGUCUGUCCACGGAUGCUGCUUAAUUGGCUAGGUUCUUCCAGCAUUUUCUGCUUCUGUUUCAGAUUUCAGACUCUACAGUAAUAUUCGUUUGCCUGUACCAAGGAUGUACAAGAAGGAGAAAGGUAUACAGAUUAAGAGCAGUGCAUCUGCCCUUUAUAACAACCUCAGCGUGUUGCCCAUCACACACAAGAAUCUCACCUACUUUGCUGUGAUCCACGGUGGCCUGGUAAACAUGGUGAGCGCCUCUGCUGAUGGCCUGAACUUCUCUCACAGGCAGCUGCAGUCCAAGGAGGGAGGCAUGGGACAUGGCACCUCCUUAAUCAUGCAGGCAUCAUGGUGUGUAUUACCUUCUCGAGUUCUCUUGGUGUUGGCAUCACAGAAAGGCAUUCAGAUGUAUGAAUCAGAUGGCUCCAUCAUGGUCUACUGGCAUGCAAUGGAUACCCCAGAAGCACAAACAGAUGCUGUUUUUGCCCGGGGUAUUGCAGCAACGAGGAGUAACUACAUCUGUGUAGGCUCUUCGAUGGGAUCCAUCCUUGUCUUUAAUAUUCCUCCUAAAGGGACCAACAUCAUCUUGUCUGAAGUUCUGGAAGAGCACAGAGACCCAAUCACUGAUAUUGCAUGUGACUCCUCUGAAGAUAAGGGGUGCAUUGCAGAUAUGGUGACGGCUGAUGACUCUGGGCUCCUCUGUGUCUGGAAAUCAGGAGAAGAUUUUACACUAAUCCACAAGAUUUCAUCUUAUGGGGUUACCUGCUCGUCUGUGAGGAUGUGGAAUGGGAUGAUUGCAGCUGGUUACGGGAGUGGCCAGAUCCAGAUCUUCGACGCAGCGACUGCUAUGGUACACUUGGUGGUGAACGCUCAUGCCUGCUGGAUCAGCACACUUGAUAUUGCACCCCAAAGUGGCAAGCUGUUGUCAGGGGCUGAGGAUUCCUUUGUCCACAUCUGGAGACUCUUUUGGAACCUGGAGUCCAAAGCCAUUGAGGUGGAGCAUUUGCACACGGAGUGUGUGACCGAUGUUCAGGUCUGCGGAGGCAAGUUCUGUGACCCCGAAGGAAGUGCCUUUGCAGUGACCGGAUACGACCUGAGUGAGAUUAUUCGUUAUGUACAGGCGUAAGUACUGCGGAAGGAGAGUCGAUAUGCAGGUGUCAGCAGCACUCCAAGAGAAUACAGCUUGUCCGUAAGUUCCUUCAGACAGGAUACAUGGAAUUUCACUGGAACUCGUUCCCUCGUUGUUCAGGUUCAAAUUCAGAUUUAUUGUCAUUUGAUUGUACAUGUAUAUAACCAAAUGAGACACUAUGUUCUUCUAGACCACGGUGCAUCCACACACAACAUGUAUCGCACAGAGCACAUAAAACAAAAUAUUACCAUAAAUAAGUUAAUAAAAUAUAAUUUAAAAAUGUGCAGCGCAAAUAAAUCAUACAGUAAACAGCAACUCUGUCCUAGUGAUGAGACCUCAGCGAUGGCAGGGUAGUCAUUGGUAUGCAGCCUGAGGGAAGGAGCUGUUAUCUAGUCUAGCAGUCCCAGACCUGAUGCUCCUGUACCUCCUUCCUGAUGGUAGUGAGUAAGAGAUUGUGGCAUAGGCAGUAGGGGUUCUCAACAAUACUUGGGCCCUUCACCAAUAACGCUGCAGGUAACUAUCAUAAUUGGGGGGGAGGGAGACCCCCGUGAUCCUCCUGGUGGACUCAGUGCUUAGCAAGUGGCACUGAUAUGUAGAGUAAUUAGAGCCCUCAUUAUUCAUCUGUGGGUUCAAAACAUAGCACAGUCAUUUGUUAUUUUGAAUUAACUGAAAAAAAUCCAGUGUUAAUUUCACUAAAAGUGUGGCCGGUGUGGCUCAUCUGAGCUCUUCCCAGUACGCCCAAACAUUGUUUUCAAAUUAUCAAAAAGAUAGAGUAUGGACAGUAAACACUGAUAAUUAAUUAGCUAAUUAAUAGUCUGUGUAAAAAUGCAGAAUGAUGCCAGUUAGUUUUGUUAUUUAAUAUUAAAGUUUGUUGUUUCUUUGUCUGUUUAAAGAUAUUUGAAUGCUACUGUAAAGAGAAGACUGUUUGUUUGGUGGUGUGCAAGUUAUCUGCUUUCUCUGAGUAAACAUAGUAUUAACACUAACUUACGUGAGCAACAUUUACUAUGCAGUCACCAAACACUGACAAACCUCUACAGACUGGUUGUAAAAUGCAUCGGUAUGGCAAUUACAACACAUACAGUGGUGCUAGAAAGUUUGUGAACCCUGUAGAAUUUUCUCUAUUUCUGUAUAAAUAUGACCUAAAAUGUGAUCAGAUCUUCAUGUGUCCUAAAACUAGAUACAAAGAACCCAAUUAAAUGAAUCUCACACGAAACAUUAUUUAUUUAUUUAUCCAUUUAUUUAUUGAGAAAGAUGAUCCAAUAUUAUAUGUAUUUGUUUGCUUUCAGUAAUUGAUGUCAGUCCCUUGUACAGCAGUAACUUCAACCAAGCAUUUCCAGUAACUGUUGAUCAGUCCUGCACAUUGGCUUGGAAGAAUUUUAGGCCAUUCCUCCUUACAAAACUGCUUGAACUCUGGAAUGUUGGUAGGCUUCUUUGCAUGAACUGCUUGCUUCAGCUCCUUCAAAGGUUCAAAGGUUGAAUUUAAUGUCAGAGAAAUGUAUACAAUAUACAUCCUGAAAUGCUUUUUCUUCACAAACAUCCACAAAAACAGAGAAGUGCCCCAAAGAAUGAACGGCAGCUAAACGUGAGAACCCCAAAGUACCCCCACCAGCAAAAAAAAGCGCAUUGGUAUUGUCACAAUAUUGGUAUUGUGUGCUAAGCAAUAGCAAAGACACAGACCAAAGUUAUCCAAAAGGCUUCGCAUUUCAACUGACAUUUGACAAACCACAGGUUCUCUCUCUCCAAGGGAGAGGGAGGUGUCCCCCAUUUUCACAGUGAGCAGGAGACAUAACAACAUGCUGGUUUGCGAUAUUAUAAGUCUGUUUCAUCGCUUCUUUUGAGCUCUCUGUCCGAAGAUCACAAAGACCUCGGGUCUUUGAGCCCACAGUGAAAGAUUUUCCGGCCUCCCCGACGACACAUGAAUCUCCUUCCGUGACACUGACCCUCGACCCCCCCCCACCCCCCACAUCUCCAGAGCCCUGAGAUCUUAGGCUUCUGAACAUGAUCGAGACUCUCAGGCCAAACCCUUGGUGUGUUGAAUAACAGCCAGUCAUGGAACCUUGAGAGCGGGUCCCAUUCCCACAAAGAACUGAAGCCUGCAUGUAACUCCAGGUUAGCGUCUUCAAAAGAGAGCUACCACUCUCCUACAAUCACAACCUUGUGCUUACUACAAAUAUCUGCUAUCUCCUUACAAAUUUGCUUCUCCAAUUCUCACUCCCCAUUAGGUGGUCUAUAAUACAACCCUAUAAGUAUUACUACACUUUUCCCAUUCCUCAACUCCAUCCAAAUAGUCUCGCUAGAUCAGCUCUCUAAUCUAUCCUGCCAAAGCACCACUGUAAUAUUUUCUUGGACAAGCAAUGCAACACCUCCUCCUCUUGCCCCUCCGAUUCUAUCACACCUGAAGCAACGAAAUCCAGGAAUAUUUAGUUGCCAAUCACACCCCUCCUGCAACCAUGUUUCACUAAUAGCUACAACAUCAUAUUUCUAGGUAUCAAUCCAUGCUCUAAGCUGAUCCACCUUUCUAAUAUUAAAAUAGAUGCAUUUACGAAACUCUCCACCUCUUCCUCUCUGUUUAUCCCUAACAAUGCGAUCAACUUUAUUAUCUUUUUCUUCCUUCUCCCCUACAUCUUCGGUCUGAGCGCUCCCCUCCUCUAUCACCUGCCUAUCCUCCCUCACACACUGUCUACUAGCUUUCUCUAUUUGUGAACUAACCUCUCCCCUAGUCUCUUCAAAUUGAUUCCCACUCCCCAACCAUUCUAGUUUAAAGUCUCCCCAGUAGCCUUAGCAAAUCUCCCCGCCAGGAUAUUGGUCCCCCUAUGAUUCAAAUGUAACCCGUCCUUUCUGUACAGGUCACUCCUGCCCCAAAAGAGAUCCCAAUGAUCCAGAAACUUGAAUCCCUGCCCCGUGCUCCAAUCCCUCAGCCACGCAUUUAUCCUCCACGUCAUUCCAUUCCUACUCUCACUGUCACGUGGCACAGGCAGUAAUCCUGAGAUUACUACCUUUGUGGUCCUUCUUCUCAACUGCCUUCCUAACUCCCUAUAUUCUCCUUUCAGGACCGCUUCCCUUUUCCUACCUAUGUCAUUGGUACCUAUAUGUACCACGACCUCAGGCUCCUCACCCUCCCACUUCAGGAUAUAUUCAACGCAAUCAGAAACAGCCCGAACCCUGGCACCAGGGAGGCAAACUACCAUCUGGGUCUUCUGACUGCAUCCACAGAAUCACCUAUCUGACCCCCUAACUAUCGAGUCCCCUAUUACUACUGCCUUCCUCUUCCUUUCCCUACCCUUCUGAGCCACAGGGCCAGACUCUGUGCCGGAGGCACGGCCACUGUUGCUUCCCCCAGGUAGGCUGUCCCCCCCCAAUAGUACUCAAACAGGAGUACUUAUUGUCAAGGGGUACAGCCACUGGGGUACUCUCUAAUUCCUGACUCUUCCACUUUCCCCUCCUGACUGUGACCCACCUGUCUGCCUCCUGUGGCCCUGGUGUGACCACCUGCCUGUAACUCCUCUCUAUCAACUCCUCACUCAUCCUGACCAGACGAAGGUCAUCGAGCUGCAGCUCCAGUUCCUUAACUCGGUCCCUUAGGAGCUGCAGCUCGGCGCAUCUGGCGCAGAUGUGGACUUCCGGGAGGCUGGGAGACUCCAGGUCCUCCCACAUCCGACACCGAGAACAACAAGCUGCUCUCACACUCAUACUUCCCCUUUCCUCAAAUAACAGGAAAAACUGAAACCUAAACCAACCUUGCCUCACCCGCUUCUGCCUAAGCCCGUUGAGCUCAAGCCCUUAAGCCUUCACUCUGCUGCCUGCUGUAUAAGGCUGUGUUCUUUUUAAAUCUUCCCUGCUUCACUGCCCGACGUCACACGCCUGCGCAGUCCCACCUCUCUUAACUCCGAUGAGAAUAAGAAAUAAAAAAUGUUAUAGAUCCUUGGCUGAUUAUUUACCUUAGCUCCAGGGACACUUUGCCUGCUCGUUAAGAUUCCUGCAGAGACAGCAGGGCGGAGCCAGUUUGAUGGACAGCCGGCGUUCAGCAUGUGGGGAUAAAAAGCAGGUCUGCUAAGACACAUCAGGGAGACACACCGCAGGACACUGAAAGAGCGCUGUGCCCCCACAUGAAGGUGGGGGUUUUGGAGGAUCAAUUUGGGAAAUCGAUCAAUGGCUCACAGUUGAGAAGGUGCGUCCGGUGGGGAACUGUUUGUGUGUCCACCCCUGCCUGGGUGACUGGUCCACCACUGAAGAACGGUCGUACGUGAUAUGGUCAUAGUCGGUGACCACAACAGGAAGAUCAAAGGCAACAGCAUCACCUCUCAUCCCCUCUCUCUCUCUCUCCAACGAUACUCAAACAACUGCAUUGACCUGAACUGAACUGAACUCUUUUUGUCGCAUCGUAAGACUGUAUCUAUUUACCCCUAGGUUUGAAAGAGCCUAGUUUUGAUCCUAUUUCCACACAUAUACCUAUAUCCAUGUCUAUAUCAUUGCUAAUCUGUUUUAUAUAUUUGCAUUUUAUAGGACUGUAUUGUUUAGUUUACUAAUAAACACUAUUAGUUUACAGUAAUACCAGACUCCAAAGUGUUUUCCAUUUCUGCUAGUUCGGUAACCCCGUCACGGGGUAUGUGACACUAACAAAUCCAUGUAAUUUUGGGAGCAAACACGAGGAAAUCUGCAGAUGCUGGAAAUUCAAACAACAACACACACACAAAAUGCUGGUGGAACACAACAGGCCAGGCAGCAUCUAUAGGGAGAAGCGCUGUCGACGUUUCGGGCCGAGACCCUUCAUCCUGAUGUCGACAGCACUUCUCCCUAUAGAUGCUGCCUGGCCUGCUGUGUUCCACCAGCAUUUUGUGUGUGUUGUUGUCAUGUAAUUUUGGAUCAUUUUUCUCAAUAAUUAAAUGAACAAGUAUAAUGCUUUGUGUGUUAUUUAUUUAAUUGGGUUCUCUUUAUCUAGUUUUAGGACUUGUGUGAAGAUCUGAUCACAUUUUAGGUCAUAUUUAUGCAGAAAUAGAGAAAAUUCUAACUUUCUAGCACCGCUGCUGGAAUGCAGGAGGCUGCAGAGGUAGUGGGCACAGCUGCUCUGUCACAGACACGUCCCUCCCUGUCAUCAAAAGCAUAUCGAGGAAGGACUGCGUCAAGAUUCACCACCGAAUGAGCCAUGUUCUAAUGGUCAGGUAGGACAUACUGAAGCUAAGUUCCCACCCACCUGGUUCAGGAACAGCUUCAACUCCAAAAGUUCAAGUUGAAGUAUAAUUGUCAUUCAGGAAGAGCCAUGAACACAGCCAAAUGAAACUGUUCCUCUGCGACCAAGGUGAGAACACUACCAAAGGUCAAACACAGCACAAGGCACAUAUAGCACAUAUUAAAUAGCAGCAAACAUACAGUCACACAAAAAAUACAAUAGAGCCAAGUCCUUGAGUGUCAUGUCCUGUAGAUUGAUGCUGCCCAGAUGUCAUUGGUAAGAGCAAGCCUGUGCAGUCCGCAGACAAAUGCAAUUCCCAACAGGAGGGGCCAAUCCCCAACCAGCGUGGACUCCAGUGGCCCACUCAACCUGUGCUCUCUCCUACUGUACUGAAGAACGGAUAAGCAGAGAGGAAUAUGGGACCAAAACAGGAGCACGGAUAAGUCAGUUUCUUGCACAACCUCACCCCUACCUCAACAAUGGAGCAAUAUCAUGGACUUCUUUCUAGCUCUAAUUUUGUACGAAUAUCAUGUUUUUCCUGAGUAUUUUUCUUCACUUUCUGAAGUAAUUAUAUAAUUAUUAGAACGGAGUUAAUCAAUCAGCCAUGAUGAAAUGGCAGAGCAGAUUUGAUGGGCUGAAUCGCCCAAUUUAACUCCUAUGUCUUAUGGUUUCAUAGUGUAAUUUUUGUAUCAUUUAUGUGUUUGAAUCUAUGUGCCUUUCAGCCCACAAUGUCUGCCAGAUUAAACCCUCCAUUUCAUGCAUA
Messenger RNA from Hypanus sabinus (Atlantic stingray), 7237 nucleotides. RefSeq names its product WD repeat domain 54 (gene wdr54). The transcript has 11 exons. Gene Ontology annotation, molecular function: protein binding. The record is from RefSeq and is a predicted model, not a curated record. NCBI's taxonomy places the organism in Eukaryota, Metazoa, Chordata, Chondrichthyes, Myliobatiformes, Dasyatidae. The coding region runs from base 297 to 1304 and encodes 335 amino acids.